GUGUGAUGUUAUUAUUAUUGGAAAGUAAAUCGAUACAAGAGGGUGGUGUUGGGUCCUAUUACAGGAAGUAGCAGCAUUUGGUGUAUGGCAAAGUAAAGUAAAGAUCGAAGAUGCAAUGAAGAAGAAGAUGAAGAGGAACAACACUUCCACUUCUAUUUCAGUUCGGGAGGGCUCAAGCAACGAACCAUCUUCAUCACCUUCAUCACCUUCAUCCUCUGCUCAAUUUCUCUUUCACAAAGACAAUGGGAAUGGAGAACAAACCCUCGUGCCUCUCAACCCCAACCUCAACCUCAACCUCGACGAUGGCUUCUAUGAAAUCGAAACCAUACGACGUAGGAGGAUACGCAAGGGUCAGCUGCAGUACCUAAUCAAAUGGCGUGGAUGGCCUGAGACUGCCAAUACCUGGGAGCCUCUUGAAAAUCUGCAGUCCGUUCCUGAUCUCCUUCGUGCUUUUGAGGAGGACAGUUUUCGCAAGCGCAAGCGCAAGCAUGUCGUUCAUCACGCCAAGAUCAGGAAGCAUCCUCAACGUUCUACCACUUCUUACAGCCUUAGACACUUUCCUACUCACAACCCCCAUUCUCAAACUCCCAGCUUCCCUCACCAUCCUCUUCCUACCACCCUUCCUCAACCCCAACAAACCAAUGAAAAUACCUUUGCAGAUCAUCACCAAAAUGAUUAUGAUCCAAAGCUCUGUGAACUUAAGGCAACAACAAACACUGGCCUUGAGCUAGAUAACCUUGGAUUGCAUUUCCAGCAACUUAAGGUUUCAACUGCCAUUUGUAGUCACCUAGAUUGCGAGGAACCAACUCAAACUGGGCGCUGCAGAGGAGCUAAAAGGAGAAAAUGUGGUCCUGUCAAGAGGUUCAAGAGAGAUACGGGUGUCGGGAAGCCUGUUGAUGAUCAGAAUGCAAUCAGCAUGCCUGUUGGUGCAGUUGAACCAGGCUGCACGAGAACCACUGGUUGUGUGGGGAAUAAUAGUUCUUUGAAGAUGGAUGAUGCUAAAACUGCCUGCAAUAUUGUCAAGAUUUUGAAGCCAAUAGGUUAUUCAUCUUCUUUAUCCGACAACAUGCAGGAUGUUUUAGUGACAUUUAUGGCCAUGAGGUCUGAUGGAACAGAAGUGAUGGUGAAUAACAGAUAUCUCAAGGCAUAUAAUCCACUUCUGCUGAUCAAUUUCUAUGAGUUGCAUCUCCGGUAUUGUCCUACAUUGUAACUGAACAGGGUAAUGAAGGGACUUCCUUAUGUAUAUAGAACUUCCCUUUUUUGUCGCUAAUGAUAACAAUGUAGUUUUGUAGAUGCAGCCGAUCGCAAAGGUAAUACUUUUUGGUUAGUGACGUUGUUUUCAAUGCCUGCCUGCAUGUCUUCGUACUAUGUAUGACAACUAAGUAUUAGACAUGCUCACGCCUAGGAAAUUGUAUUUCAAUAUUUUCAAAAAACCUCUUGUAGUCUAAAUAUUCUACACUCCAUUCUAUCCUCUUGGAGUGAAGAGUGAGACACCAAAAUAGUUAUGGUGGCAAUUAAUUUCAAUUGAAUUUAAGAUAUAUAACAA
Vigna radiata var. radiata (mung bean) is the source of this 1546-nucleotide messenger RNA. RefSeq names its product chromo domain-containing protein LHP1. NCBI's taxonomy places the organism in Eukaryota, Viridiplantae, Streptophyta, Magnoliopsida, Fabales, Fabaceae. Bases 116 to 1210 code for a protein of 364 amino acids. The record is from RefSeq and is a predicted model, not a curated record. The transcript is spliced from 6 exons. Gene Ontology annotation, cellular component: nucleus. Gene Ontology annotation, biological process: heterochromatin formation.